AUGAUCCAGGAGUUGUCGGCCAGACACCAGGUGUACACCAGGUACGGCAAGUGCUACACGUUCAACUCAGGCAGAGAGCGGACAUGGAAAACCAAGCAGGGGGGCAUGGGCAACGGGCUGGAGAUCAUGAUGGACAUCCAGCAGGAGGAGUAUCUGCCCAUCUGGCGAGAGACUGAUGAAACCUCAUUCGAGGCUGGAAUCCGUGUUCAGAUCCACAGUCAGGAUGAGCCUCCGUACAUCCAUGAGCUUGGCUUCGGAGUUCCGCCGGGUUUCCAGACCUUUGUGUCCUGCCAGGAACAGCGGCUGACCUACCUGCCUGAGCCGUGGGGCAACUGCAAAUCAGAGCUUCCCAACAGCAACGUUCCCGGUUAUGUCAAUUACAGCAUCACGGCAUGCCGGCUCAACUGUGAGAAACAGGCCGUGUUGAAGGCUUGUGGCUGCAGAAUGGUCCACAUGCCAGGUAAUGAAUCAAUCUGCAGUCCAGAGGACUAUAUGGAGUGCGCUGAUAAGACACUGGACGAUCUAGUGAAGAAAUCUAACGAGACCUGCCCGUGCGUGACCCCCUGCCACACCACGCGCUACAACAAGGAGCUGUCCAUGGUGAGGAUUCCCAGCCGAGGCUCUGCCAAGUUUCUGGCUCACAAGUUCAACACCACCACAGACUACAUCAGGGAGAAUUACCUGGUCCUGGACAUCUUCUUCGAAGCCCUGAACUAUGAGACUAUUGAGCAGAAGGAAGCUUACAGUGUGGAGGGGCUGCUGGGUGAGUGACAUUGGGGGCAGAUGGGGCUGUUUAUUGGAGCCAGUAUCCUCACCGUCCUGGAAAUCAUUGAUUACAUCUAUGAGGUGAUCCGGGUUAAGGCACAGCGUACGUUCCAACGGCAAAAGCCUCAGAGAGAGAGCAAGGACCCCAUCGCUACCCUGGGGCUGGCCGACAUGAAGCCGAGUUCCCGCGAGGCACUGAGCAGCCUAUCUGACGGGAGCCCCUACGCCACCAACCUGCUGCCAUACCACCACAGGCCGCCCUUCGAGGACUUUGCCUGUUGA
This is a messenger RNA of Callorhinchus milii (elephant shark), 1047 nucleotides long. RefSeq names its product acid-sensing ion channel 4-A-like. Gene Ontology annotation, cellular component: membrane. NCBI's taxonomy places the organism in Eukaryota, Metazoa, Chordata, Chondrichthyes, Chimaeriformes, Callorhinchidae. Gene Ontology annotation, biological process: sodium ion transmembrane transport. Gene Ontology annotation, molecular function: ligand-gated sodium channel activity. The record is from RefSeq and is a predicted model, not a curated record. The transcript has 10 exons.